AUGAAAAAUAUCAGUCUUAUUACUGAGUUUGUCCUUCUGGGACUUUCCAAUGAUCCUGAGAUCCAGACCAUGCUCUUUGUGCUGUUCCUUGUGCUGUAUCUUCUGACUUUGAUGGGGAAUAUCGUGAUGAUCUUGGUGAUCACAGCUGAUUCUCACCUCCACACGCCCAUGUACUUCUUCCUUGGACAUUUGUCUUUCCUAGAUAUCAGCCUCUCUUCAGUUACUGUGCCCAAGAUGCUUCAAAAUUUCUUCUCUCAAAAUAAAACCAUCUCUGUGUGGGGCUGUAUCACCCAAAGUUUCUUUUUCACACUUUCUGGGGGAACAGAAUCCUGCCUUCUGUCUGCCAUGGCUUAUGAUCGCUAUGCUGCCAUCUGUCACCCUUUGGUCUACACCAUGAUCAUGAACAGAACUCUUUGUAUUGUUAUUGUGAGCACAGCUUGGACAGUAGGAUUUCUGAUUUCCUUGGUAAACUGUCUCUUCAUCCACAAGUUACACUUCUGCAGUUCCAACAUCAUCUCUCACUUCAGCUGUGAGCUGCCUCCACUCUUUCCUCUGUCCUGCACUGAUCCUGUUAUCAAUGAGAUUCUUUUAGCUGUUUCAUGUGCAUUUUUGGGAGUACUGACACUUCCCCUAAUCCUCUUUUCCUACUCUAGGAUUAUUUUUGCUGUACUGAACAUCCACUCCUUUGAGGGCCAAGGCAAAGCCUUUUCCACAUGUUCUUCUCACCUCACUGUUGUUCUCUUGUUCUAUGGGACAAUCUUUUUCAGGUACUUGAGCCCUGCAUCAGGCUCAGUGUUGGAGCAAGUGGUUUCCAUCCAAUACAGUGUGAUCACAUCCUUGUUAAAUCCACUCAUUUAUAGUCUGAAGAACCAGGAAGUAAAGACAGCAUUGCAAAGGAUGCUUCGACAACAGAAAUGUAACUCAGGGUAA
Molecule: messenger RNA, 930 nt
Organism: Cavia porcellus (domestic guinea pig)
Lineage: Eukaryota; Metazoa; Chordata; Mammalia; Rodentia; Caviidae
Product: olfactory receptor 8S1-like
Exons: 1
Coding region: 1-930 (309 amino acids)
Biological process (GO): G protein-coupled receptor signaling pathway
Cellular component (GO): membrane
Molecular function (GO): odorant binding; olfactory receptor activity; G protein-coupled receptor activity
Source: RefSeq, a predicted model, not a curated record